Pararge aegeria (speckled wood butterfly) is the source of this 680-nucleotide messenger RNA. RefSeq lists its product as uncharacterized. The record is from RefSeq and is a predicted model, not a curated record. NCBI's taxonomy places the organism in Eukaryota, Metazoa, Arthropoda, Insecta, Lepidoptera, Nymphalidae. The coding region runs from base 51 to 680 and encodes 209 amino acids. The transcript is spliced from 5 exons.
CAGAAUUUUUAUUUUAUUUAUUCAAUAAAUCGGGAGAAAUUUCCAACGAAAUGUGCGAAAAUUUAAAACCAGAUCGCAUAAGAUGCACUGCAUGCCGAACCAUCAACUUGGCCAAGACCGGCAGUCAUCCUAAACCAGAUAUGCAGAUGUAUGAGAAAUGCAGCCCUACUCAAAGAUUAGAUUGUCCUCAAGUUACUGAACUACCGGUCCAGCCUGCUUGCAUCAAAGUAUGCAGCAAAGAAGAGUACAAUCUGAGAAAAACGCCUAAAAAGGUUAAAAAUAUACCGUUACCUUACGCACAUGGGAAACUAAUGUAUGCUGUUAAAGCUGGGCUCCUGGUAGGCAGUGUUUACUUUACGUACUCCCAAGGUGUGUGGGGGAACCAACAAGACGUCACAGAAUGCAUUCGUCGUUGGCAAGAAUACAUUCGCAGUAUCAACACGCGACGCCCACCUGUCUUCGACCAGUGCGGUAACGUCAUUAGAAAAGAAUCUAGCGAGAGUCUCUUAGCGCCUGCCUAUGCAAUUUACAAAUAUUUUGUUACAACUUGUUUCUCAGGUGUUGUGAAAGUCCCCUUAUUAGUGAAAUGUGCUUAUAUAAAUUACCUGAAAGCUUUGGAGAGAAGACGAGAUGAGUUGGACAAGGAAAGGAAAAUAAGAAAAACAUCUAAAGUGUCAUGA